CGGAAACGGAUUCUCUCUGCGUGCAGCCAUUACCGGAAAUAGGAAGAAGAAUUGCUCAGCUCAGUUCGGCUUACGCCCGAUGAAGAAAUGCCCUCCUCCUCCAAGCUGAGCUCCUUGAUCCGUACAGCUCGCAUAUGCUCCUCCAAGCAAUCUCCUUCCUCUGCCGCUCCCGCUCCUCCUUCUUCAUCGCUGGUCACAUCGGCAGAGAAGACGAAGCUCGAGGCCGUUGGGUCGUCUGCAUCCUCCUCCUCCUCUUCUGUCAGUCAUGUUGUGCCCAUGACCCUCCUCCGGUUGAAGAAAUCCUCCAAGCCGUCCGCCCGCUCCAAGAAGUCCUCUCUCAAGCGGACCGGUGAUCUCCAGGUCACGAACCUGAACCUCGGCGGAUCCGAUUUCGAUUACUUGGCGAGGAAGCAGCUUUCUACGGAUAUUUCUUCUGUGCUAAUCGACAGCUCACCUAGUCCAAAUGUCAUGCCAGAAGUUGAGAAGUCGUCACUACAUACUGUGUUAGAUGUACCAUGGUUUCAAACAUUGAACCCCAUGAUUUCGUUGCACCAGAAAGAAGUAUCACGCGAAAGAAAACUGAAGUGGGUCUUUAAAUGCACUCAAGAUCGCCGUUUUCAGCAAUUAAUUAAAACAUGUACACGAAAGAUAGGCGCAGAGGCCGCCCUGACGGUCUUUGGGAAACUGGGUCGCGAAACUGGAAUUAAGGAGUACAAUGCAUUCAUAGAUGUUUGCAUACAGAAGGCUAGAGCUACUGAUGAUGAUGAUGAUGAUGUUGCAUCACAAGAAAUCUACAAGGCUUAUCAGCUCUUAAGCUUGAUGAAAGAGCGUGGGUACCAACUUGAAGAGGCCACUUAUGGUCCAGUUCUGAUGUACAUGAUCCAUAUGGGUAUGGAGCAAGGAUUCUACUUAGUCACUGAACUUGUCAAGGGCGAUACAGCCUAUACGAACUCGAAGUUCAGUUAUUAUGAGAUGCUUCUGUAUAUUAAUAUGGAACAUGGCGAAAAGAUUCAGCAACUUUGCGACAAUGCUAUAUCCAGUGAUGAGGACAACAAACAUGAUCUAAUAGGACAUUACUUGGUGGCACUAGGCGAGAGCGGAAGUCACAGAGAGGAGAUUUCACGCUUGUCGGACGCUGUAGACCUUAUGAGCAUCUCAUCAAGGAGUUUGUUGGUGAAAAUCUUCAAGUCCUUGGGAAGACAACAACGAGAGUCAACUGCUGAAAAGUUUCUUCUGGCAAUUAAAGACUAUGGUGGAGAAGUGAAGGACGCAACAGAUUUUAUUUUUCACUAUGCUGCUAACCUGCCAAACUUACUGGUUGAGGAUGUGAUUUUGAAGUAUAAAAACCUUCACAAGAAACUCGAAGUGGCGCCUUCAUCUACUUCUUAUGGAAAGCUUAUCACUCACUGUUGCAAUCUACAUGAGGUGUACAUUGCGCUUGAUAUAGCUGACGAAAUGGGUGAAGUUGGCCUGACCUUGUCCCUUGAAGUCUUACAUGCCAUAUUGCAUGCGUGUGAGGAGGCAUAUGAGUAUACUGUGGUUCCCCGAAUCAGAUCAUUAAUUUGCUGCCAGAAUUUGAGCCCAAGUCAUGAGACUUUCAGGUGUCUGAUAAACUUUGCGACAAGAAUGAAAGAUUUUAGUGCUGCAUAUGAUAUGCUUAAAGAUUUGGAGAAGUUCAAUCUGAAGCACACAGCUACCAUCUACAAUACUGUAAUGGCAGGAUUUUUUCGUGAAAAAAAUGUGUCCGGGGCAAAGAUGGUUCUUAGGCAAAUGGAAGCUGCAGGUCUGAAACCUGAUUCUCAGACCUUUAGCUACCUAAUAAGUAACUCUGACUCUGAAGAAGACAUAGUCAAGUACUACGAGGAAAUGAAACAAGGAGGAGUUCAACCGACAAAGCAAGUUUACUUGUCACUGAUCAGUGCAUAUGCAGCUUGUGGACAAUUCGAGAUGGCAAAACAGGUAAUUGAUGCAAAGGGAAUACCUGUCAAGUACUUGAAUGAGAUCAAGAGUGCCCUUGCCUCAGCUCUUGCUUCAAAUGAUAAAAUUUCUGAUGCACUCGAUGUCUACGACGAGAUCAAGCGUAACAAAGGCAAUCUAGAGCCUAAAGCGGCGCUAAGUAUCAUAGACAGCCUUCAAAGAGAAGAUGGGCAACUUGAUAGAUUGUUUGAGGUCCUAAAGGAAUUGGAGGAUGCAGAUAUGGAGAGUUGGACUGAUGGGUGUUGCCGAGUACUUCUCAAUUGUGUUCGAUUUGACCACAUCAGUGUUGCUGUUGAUUUGCUCAAGCAGCUUCAAGAACUCAUCCGGGGCGAUGAGAUGGGAAUGGAGGUUAUCAUUGACGAGGUAUUCUCGAUAGUUCCCGAUGGAGAGCCUGCCCUUCUGCGGAGUGGGCUUGACUUGUUUCGGGCAAUCAAGAAAGAGCUUGGGGUGUCUCCUUCAAGAAAAGUUUAUGAUUUUCUUCUCAGCGCCUGCGUCUACGCGAAAGACCUCAAGAAUGCUCUCUUCAUUUGGAGAGAACACCAGGAUGCGGACUUGCCGUACAAUGUUCUUAGUUUUUUGAGGAUGUAUCAGGCACUUAUGGCUUGUGGGGAUUACAAGACCGCUCAGGUCUUCAGGAAGAAAAUCCCAAAAGACGAUCCUCAUGUCCGAUACAUCCUAGAAGAGUAUGACAAAAUAUACGUUGAUUCGGCCUCUCAGAGUACAGAGAGAAAGAAGAAGAAGAAGAAGAAGAAGAAGAAGAAAAGGAAAGGUUAGGAGGAUGAGGAUGAUGAGGGGAAGUAAGCGAAUGUCUGUGUAGCCCACAAAGUUUCGUAAAGAGGCGGCUAGCAGAAGAGAUGUUGCUUUGGGGGAGGAAACCGGAGGCCGGAAUUUCAUUCUUGACUCCCGAUUUGUAGGUCGGUAAUUAUUCAUUGAUUGAGGAAAUGCACGCACUUCUCGCAUUAAUGCUUGCAGAGGGGGAUUUUUCGAAAUCGGCUAUACAGUUGCAUGAAGAAAGUGUAUGAUAUGGUGGUAGAAAGCGAUAUUGUAGUUUGUGUGAUCGUGAAUGCAUGUAACAGAGAUCAGGAUAAGAUUCAUCGAUAUCAAGAGAGACUUCUGUCUAUA
Molecule: messenger RNA, 3099 nt
Organism: Punica granatum (pomegranate)
Lineage: Eukaryota; Viridiplantae; Streptophyta; Magnoliopsida; Myrtales; Lythraceae
Source: RefSeq, a predicted model, not a curated record